GUGGUUGGAAAUUGUCCUCUUACUACACAUCCUUUCUCUCAUCAAUUUUCUUAUAGGACCCCGUGAAGAAUAGAAACUAUGAGUCUUUUUCAAAGACUAUUUUACGCUACGAUUUUGGUAUGAUUUUCUUGAAAUUUUUAUUUUCUUUAUGAAGCUAAUACGAGCAUGUUGGUUAAAAGAUCCUAGCUCAGCAAAAGACCCAGACCAUGUCCUCAUGUCGUCCACAGCAAGUACAGGUAAAGGAUAAUGUGCCCCAGUGUGUGUGGCGUGAAACGAACCACAGAACACGCUACUACACAGUGAACAGAGAGAGAGAGAGAGUGAGAGAGAGGAGGUAAGCUUCAAUGGCGACGGCGGUGAAAGUGUACGGGCCACCGAUGUCCACUGCGGCGUCGAGGGUUUUGGCCUGUCUACUGGAGAAGGACGUUGAGUUCCAGCUCAUUAACAUUAACAUGUCCAAAGGCGAACACAAGAGCCGCGAUUUCCUCAAGCUCCAGCCCUUUGGCCAAGUUCCAGCUUUUCAAGACGACAGCAUUUCCCUCUUUGAGUCUAGGGCUAUAUGUCGGUAUGUGUCGGAGAAGUAUGCUAACAAAGGAAACAAGGGACUGUACGGAACGAACCCGCUGGAAAAAGCUUCCAUAGAGCAAUGGCUAGAGGCGGAAGGGCAGAGCUUCAACCCGCCGAGCUCCGUCCUGGUGUUCCAGCUGGCGUUUGCGCCGCGGAUGAAGCUGAAGCAGGACCCGGCGGCGAUCGAGCAGAACGCGGCGAAGCUGGCCAAGGUGCUCGAUGUCUACGACCGGCGGCUGAGGGAGAGUCGGUUCUUGGCCGGCGACGAGUUCUCGCUGGCGGAUCUGUCUCACCUCCCCAACGCCCAGUUCUUGGUGAACGCCACCGACAAGGGGGAGCUGUUCACCUCCAGGAAGAAUGUGGGGAGGUGGUGGGGUGAGAUCUCGAGUCGGGAAUCGUGGAAGAAGGUGGUCGAUAUGCAGAACGCGCCGCCCCCGACGACGGCGCGUGGUUAGGGCUUUGUCGGUUUGAUGUGUUUUGCGGGUGUGCUGUUUUUGUGUGCCCGAGUGAAAAAUGAAAAUUAGAAAAUGUGGACAAUAUUCAACAAUUUCAUAUUUUUGGAUAGUGAGAGAACUCAUAAAAUAUGAGAAUUUCAUAUUUUCAUGAA
This is a messenger RNA of Malania oleifera, 1174 nucleotides long. Its product is annotated as glutathione S-transferase-like. Gene Ontology annotation, cellular component: cytoplasm. Gene Ontology annotation, molecular function: glutathione binding; glutathione transferase activity. The transcript has 3 exons. NCBI's taxonomy places the organism in Eukaryota, Viridiplantae, Streptophyta, Magnoliopsida, Santalales, Ximeniaceae. Bases 345 to 1022 code for a protein of 225 amino acids. The record is from RefSeq and is a predicted model, not a curated record.